Messenger RNA from Zeugodacus cucurbitae (melon fly), 2035 nucleotides. RefSeq lists its product as uncharacterized. The coding region runs from base 521 to 1627 and encodes 368 amino acids. Lineage: Eukaryota; Metazoa; Arthropoda; Insecta; Diptera; Tephritidae. The record is from RefSeq and is a predicted model, not a curated record. The transcript has a single exon.
CAACUCUGAACGUAGGUUAAUGUUAUUUUAAAUAAGACAUUAAGAACUGCUCUCAAAUAUAUUAAAAAGCGUCGCGCCUUCAGCAGCAAUCUCUAGCAAAAAGGAGAGCGAAGGAUAUGGUGUGAGCAUAACGGAGAGAUAGCCACUGGGAGCGUAUUGUUUGCAGAUAUUUUGCAGACUUGCAGCUUUUGCCGGCCAAAGCUAUAUAAAGAAGCCGCAUAAUGAAAACAAAGUCAUAGGCCGCCAUAGAGCGUUAGUGUUUACACUGAAAACGUUUAAAGGACACAAUAAAAAGAAAUACAAUAAAUACAAUAAAUACGCUAGAAGUGUGCAAAAAAACGAAGAAAAUAAGAAAAUAAAAAUAAAGAAGUUACAAGAAAGUGCAUAAACUACUACAAGUGCGCUCGAAAAAUUGUCUGAUUGCUUAAGAUAUUUCAAAUCAAAUUAAGUUAUGAAAAGUGGCAAGUAAUAUAAUCGACUCCAUUAAAGUAUUUAAGUAAAACAUUCCAAAAUAACCGCAAUGGGUACCUUGCAUGUCUGCUUCGCCGAUGUGCCGCACUACACAAGCGCCACCUCAGCCUUAGCAGCCUCAACCCUAUGCACCACCAACUCAACUGGAGCCCCGUAUGAGCUGAAUGGUGUUAACGCCGGCGACAGUAAUAGCGCGACAACAAUGACGUUGCAUACCGAUCUGAACAAGGACACGCCGCCAUGCAGCCUAUCGCCUGGUGCCGCCAGCAGUACGCACAGCAUUUCGCCAACUCCGCGCUAUGAACGCAACAUGAGUUUCUUUCAGCAACUCAGUCGCCGCUUUGGACUGCUGCGCUCCAGCGAUGACCCAGUUUUCAGUGCCGCCGAAGAUGACUCGACCGAUUCGUGCUCGUCGAAUAUCGUUGCAAUGCCAACCGUGCAGCGUUCAACCGGUGCAAUGGGUACGUCAUCGCCGCCAAAUGGCGGUAAUGCGGCAAACGCCAGCAACGGCUCUAACUGCGCUGGGACACGCUUGGAAAUAGGUGACGCCUGCAUGAAGGACGGUCACGGCUCAAGCAGUGAACACAUAUCGUGCGCUUCCAGCGAGACAAGCAGCACCGUCGACAUUGACGAACAACAACAACAACAACAGCGACAUUCACCAACAAUAACAACCACAAACUCGACAGCGGCCAAAGAGCGACGCUCCAGUGCACGCGCCAGCUUCUCGCGUCUGCAUCGUCGCUCCACCUCUUCCAUUCGACGCGCAUUCGAAAGUUUCUCACUAUCAUCACGUUCGCUAUCGUGUAGCGGAGCCAAUGCGGCCACAAGCGUCGACACACCUCACAACGCCCAUCCACGCAGUGCCACCAACAAUACACCCAUCAAAUCGGCACUGAAAUAUAAUUCCAAUGCGGAGCUGAAUAGAAAGGCACAGGCUGGCACCUCGAAUUCGGCAACCAGCUUACACUUGUCAGCAGCAUCAGCCUCAGCUACGUCAUCGGCGGCAUUAAAGUCCUCGAAGGGCAAAACGAAGCCACCACCACAACGCAUACUCCGUCAGCCAGUCUCCUAUACGUAUCUGAAGGGUAUAUCCGGUCUGCCGACACAACGAGUGCCUCGCAGCGCUGUCUGCUGUCAAUAUGCAAGGCGUUGAAGGCGAGACGGCAAAAUUAUUUAAUUCACUGUAGCUGCGGCAACGAUGCCGACGUCGUCUACGAAAUUAGUUAGACACCGACAAAGUGUUCAUUGUUACAUACAUACAUACACAAAUUGAAGCGUUUGCAAAAGAUGAGAUGUGAAGAUACGAUUAUUCGACUAGUUGAUUGUUCGAGCGUUUAUUGUUGUUGGUUCGCAUUGAAGUGACGUAUAAUCCAUAGUAGAAGGUUUCUCCAAGUAAACAAAUACAUACACACGCGUAGUCCGUAUGUUAGUCUGUCAUGCGUAUAAUAAUAAUGUGAAGAGGAAAGCGAAAUAAUUAUUAAGUACAUAAGUCGAGCUAUUUAUAACUUUCAUCAUAAAUACAUAUAUGUAUAUAUAUAUAUAAGCGUCAACAUAAAAUUCA